AGCUCGGCCAUUAAUAAAUGCCGUCGAACAAGACGAAGCCCACCCAGCUUUCGCCCAUGGCGUGAAGCAAUCGAAUCGCCGACGAAGCUCCUCCUCCUCCUCCUCCUCGUGCGGCGCCCUCCUCCGCCCCCUCAAUUCGAUCGAUGACGACGCCGAUGGUGGCGCUGAAGCCGCUCAUGCUCAAGGAGUACCUGGAGCUCGACCACGACGACGACGACGGCCUCGUGCUCGGCGGCGGCGACGUUGUCACCGUCCGUAGCCUCCUCGACGGCGAACUUCGCAAGAAGACGGCCGGGAGAAGCGCCGCCGUCCAAGACGCGGAGACGGCCAACGGGAAUGCGCUCGGUAAAUUCUCCGCCGUCAUCGAGGCCGUCAAAAGGCGCUGCCUGCAGGCGGCGCGCUCGGAGCGCACCGCCUUCUCGGUGCUCUCCUGGAAGAGGAAGAAACAGAGGCCGGAGGCGGAGCUGAAAUCCGCCACAGUCGAAGACGCCACGUGGGCGAACCCCGUCCGGUGGCAGCCCCUCCGAUUCGUGUCGCCGGUCGCCGCCUCCCCUGUCCUCGCCUACGACCCAGCCACCGCCUCCGGCGAAACCAAGAAAGAAUACUCGUCAUCCCCCUCAUCGUCGUCGCAGCCAUCAGAAAACGAAGAAGAAGAAGCCACCAUCGCCAGCACCACCGCCACCCCCUCGCCGGCGACGGAAGUCGACGGAAAGGUUGGACCGGGUCCAGUUUUGAUACUGAAGGAGGAUGAAGAGGAAGAGGAGUUCUAUAGAAGCCUCGACUCCAUUGAAAGGACGACGGAGCAAUUGCUGCACCGGAUCCGACGGUUCGAAAUGCUUGCGGAGCUGGACCACGCGGCGGAGUGCUGCUCCCGGUCGUCGGACGGAGAAUACGAAGAGGAGGAGGAGGAGGAGGAGCGGGCGUGGGAGCUGCUUGGCCGGCUGAAGGCCAACCCGCCGCCUCGCGGCGGGGAGAAGCUUCUGCUGGACUUCUUCAUCCAAGGCGGCAAAGCGGGCGGCGUCGUCAUCUCAUUGAGGCAGCGACUGCGGCAGGGUGCAACGACGACGACGGAGAUGCUCUGCUCCGCCAGGCGGUGGAUCGACGGGCGGCUGCGGGGGGAGGCGGAGCAGCACAGCGGCCACGGGGAGGCAGCCACCCUGAGGGAGAUGGAGAAGGACGGACACUGGAGAUGCUUCCACGAGGAGGAGGAGGAGCUGGGCCUGCAGGUCGGAGACGAGAUGCUUCAGUCGCUGGUGGAAGAACUAGUGAAAGAAUUAGCAUAACAAUUGCAAUAAAGACGAUGAUUAAGAAUUUCUUUUUGCUCUUUUCAUUCUUUGAUUCACAGAUGGGGAUUGUAUAGUCGAUUCUGCUGGUUCAUCAAUCAAGAACAAUGUUCUGCUAA
Molecule: messenger RNA, 1402 nt
Organism: Zingiber officinale
Lineage: Eukaryota; Viridiplantae; Streptophyta; Magnoliopsida; Zingiberales; Zingiberaceae
Exons: 3
Coding region: 144-1283 (379 amino acids)
Source: RefSeq, a predicted model, not a curated record